ACGUUGAGCAGCACAGACUCCAUAGCGGGCCGUCUGGUUCUAGAAGCAACAGCUCACCCUUAAAAACCCUGAGAGGAGUUUCUCACCCACCUCAAACUGCUUUAAGCUUGGGCCGCCUACAUAUCCCAGCAUGCACCGCACGCGCCUCCUACUUUUACACAGAUAAAUACCAUUCUCGCCAUGUCUUCUGCGACUGUGCAAGUACCCAAGUUCCAUAAUCUAGAACUUCUACUUCCGACUCGCAUGAUAACUGCGGCGGCGCUAUUCAGAGGAGCAGCUUGGCCACGCCCCUCUCCUCCAGUUCCGCUCUCUCAGAGAACCGGCGAGACACGGGGCGGAGCCUUAGCCCCGGGCCAAGAUGGCGGCUGCGAGACCGGCCCUUACGGACUCUCUCUCGUUUUGCCUCGCGCAGCUCACGGCGGCGGCCGGGGAGGGGCCGGGUUGGGGAAAGGACCCAGCUAUCAACGAGACACCCCUGGGCCGAGCGCUCUUAGCUCUUCGCACGCGCCACAUCAAGGCUGCAGAGGGAAUUGAGCGCUUCCGGGCACGCGGCGGGCUCCGCCCCCUUCUCGCCCUGCUACGCCGAACGGCUGCUGCGGGCCCCGCCCCGUCCCAAGCAGCCUCUGGCUCCGCCCCUUCAUCGGUUGCGUCAGCUGGUUCUUCCCCUUCCCCUGGCCCCGCCCCCGCUGCUGAGCCGCCUUUGACGCCUUCGUGGCCAGUGCGCCUGCGCAAGACGCUGGAUUUGGCGCUCAGCAUUCUAGCCAACUGCUGUACGGAGGAGGCGUGCCGAGCCGAAGUUCGUAGACUUGGAGGCAUUCUCCCUUUGGUGACCAUUCUUCAAUGUGUGAAGACAGACAGCAUCCAGAACCGAACAGCUCGUGCACUGGGGAACUUAGCCAUGGAGCCUGAGAGCUGCAGGGACAUUCACUCUGCUGGUGCUGUUCCCUUUCUUGUUGAGAGCCUAACGGCCUGCCAGGACUCACAAUGCUUACAGAGUAUAGUUCGUGCCCUCCGCAACUUGGCAGACUCGCCCCAGCACCGCCUAGCCCUGGCACAGCAGGGAGCAGUUCGGCCACUGGCUGAGCUUUUGGCUACUGCCCCAGACCCUGCACUGACCUCAGCCCUAGUUCGCGCUCUCUUGGAACUCAGCCGAAGCUGUUCCCGGGCCUGUGCUGAGCAGCUGAGUCUGGGUGGGGGACUAGGCCCACUUGUCAGCCUGGCUUCUCACCCUAAACGGGCAAUACGUGAGGCAGCCAUCCUGAUCCUUGCCAAUCUGUGUGCCCAGGGCCUGGUGCGGCCUGCACUGGGCAAUGCUGGUGGUGUGGAGGUGUUACUAGGUGAGCUUAGGCGAAGACGGGGUCCCAGCGGGACCAGCUCAGCUUCCCAGCAGCCCCUAGUGCGGGCUGUGUGUCUCUUGUGCCGGGAAGCCAUCAACCGGGCCCGGCUUCGGGACGCUGGUGGUUUGGAGCUGCUGAUGGGCCUCUUGCAGGACCCUGGUGCCAGUGCCUGGCACCCACGUGUUGUGGCUGCUCUUGUAGGCUUCCUUUAUGACACUGGAGCCUUGGGCAAGUUACAGGCUCUGGGCCUCGUGCCUCUUCUGGCCAGGCAGCUAUGUGGUGAAGCUGGCGAAGAGGAAGACGAAGGAAUCGAAGCUGCUUCCUGGGACUUCCCUGAGGAACGGACCCCUGGGCAGACAGAGGUGGGAAGCUUCCGAAGCCUUAGGUUGUGGCUGAUUUCUGAGGGUUAUGCAGCAGGCCCUGGAGAUGUCUCCCCAGAUUGGUCCCCUGAGCGUUGUCCGAUGCCAGAGCUAUCCGAGUCAGGGAGUCCUACCUCUGGCCAGACCUCAACGUCGACACCCCGCACCCUUCGCAAACUGAGCAGAAUUCCUACUGCCACUACUGAGGAGCCUUGGGGCCAAGAGGGGCCAGCGCUGUUGCUGUUGUCACGCUUCUCCCAGGCUCCUGAUCCAAGUGGAGCUCUAGUGACUGGCCCAGCACUGUGUGGCCUGUUGGCCUAUGUGACAGGCGCACCAGGACCACCAAACCCACGUGCGCUACGGAUCUUGGCACGUCUCACCUGUAACCCUGCCUGCCUUGAGGCCUUUGUGCGCAGCUAUGGAGCAGCACUCCUGCGUGCCUGGCUGGUACUUGGUGUCUCACCAGAUGACUGGCCUGUGCCACGUGCCCGGCCUGUGCACCAAAGCCAGCACCGGGAGCUGGGUGAGAUGCUGCUGCAGAACCUGACUGUUCAGGCUGAGUCCCCCUUUGGAGUAGGCGCUCUCACCCACCUGCUGCUCUCUGGGAGUCCCGAGGACCGUGUAGCCUGUGCACUGACCCUACCCUUCAUCUGCCGGAAGCCUACUCUGUGGCGCCGUUUACUUCUGGACCAGGGUGGCCUCCGCCACCUCCUCACAGCACUAACUCAGCCCGUUCCACACCCACUCUUCCUCUUCUUUGCAGCAGAUUCCCUUUCCUGCCUCCAAGGCCUGGUGUCACCCACCUCAAGCCCAGUCCUUUUCCCUGUCAUGCCCUCGGAACUUGACUCAGCCUCCCCUUGCCUCUAUGAACCUCUCCUGGGCCCAGCCCCUGUCCCAGCCCCUGACUUGCACUUCGUUCUGGAUUCAGGCCUACAGCUCCCUGCUCAGCGGGCUGCCUCAGCCACUGCCUCCCCCUUCUUCCGGGCCCUGCUCUCCGGCAGCUUUGCUGAAGCCCAGAUGGAUUUGGUACCACUUCGAGGCCUGUCCCCUAGUGCAGCAUGGCCAAUCCUGCAUCAUUUGCAUGGCUGUCGUGGCUGUGGGGCUGCUUUGGGGCCCAUACCCCCACCUGGACAGCCCCUGCUGGGCUCCAAGGCUGAGGAAGCUCUGGAGGCUGCUGGCCGUUUCUUGCUGCCUGCACUAGAGGAGGAGCUAGAAGAGGCCGUUGGCUGCAUCCACUUGGGUCCCCGAGGUGGCCCUGAGUCAGUGGGUGAGGUAUUCCGCUUAGGUCGGCCCCGGCUGGCUCUCCACUGUGUACGAUGGACACUGGGGCCAGGGCAGUGCCCUAGGAAACGGGCCCUGGCCCUCACAGGGCUUGUGGAAGCAGCAGGUGAGGAGGCAGGACCUCUAACUGAAGCUUUGCUGGCUGUGGUAACAGGGAUCGAGUCGUAGUACAGGUGCUCCAGGCUAAACUGUUGGCAUCCCUGGAAGAGCACCCAGGGAUGAAUUUGCUGGACAGGAGGCUCCUCUCAGCAUGGCAUGAGGGGAGACUGCAGAAGGAGCUAUCCUCAGGGACUGGAGAGAAAGUGGAACCAAAUCCAGGCUGAAGCUGAAGAUCUGCAACUAAAAAGCCAAUACCAGAGUCUGCAUGGAGUCCAAGAGGACAGCUCAGGGCCCCGGGGUCUGCUCUGACCUGACCCUAGGGUAUUGAAAUUAAAAAUGAGAUUUCGAUACUG
Phodopus roborovskii (desert hamster) is the source of this 3429-nucleotide messenger RNA. RefSeq names its product armadillo repeat containing 5 (gene Armc5). Gene Ontology annotation, cellular component: cytosol. The record is from RefSeq and is a predicted model, not a curated record. Gene Ontology annotation, biological process: anatomical structure morphogenesis. Bases 359 to 3145 code for a protein of 928 amino acids. The transcript is spliced from 6 exons. NCBI's taxonomy places the organism in Eukaryota, Metazoa, Chordata, Mammalia, Rodentia, Cricetidae. Gene Ontology annotation, molecular function: protein binding.